Molecule: messenger RNA, 7858 nt
Organism: Periophthalmus magnuspinnatus
Lineage: Eukaryota; Metazoa; Chordata; Actinopteri; Gobiiformes; Gobiidae
Gene: lzts2a
Product: leucine zipper, putative tumor suppressor 2a
Exons: 9
Coding region: 363-2696 (777 amino acids)
Biological process (GO): negative regulation of canonical Wnt signaling pathway; cell division
Source: RefSeq, a predicted model, not a curated record
CACCCGUGAGAGCAGCGCGAGCAGAGCAGACCCCAGCCUCUGCUCUCGGCGCUGACACACUGAAGCUGCCGUGGAGAGCGUGGAUCGGACAGGCUCCAGGAGGACGAGGAGCCGCUGAAUGUUUGUCCAACCAGAAGUUUACCGGAGAAAAGCGCAGAUUUCGGCUCAACAGCGUCACUUCUGCGCCGUGGAGCGUGCGUAAAAGGCGCAGGAGACCAAGGACAAGAGGACAGACUUACUACCCCAAUUUUGGAGUGACAGUCCUGGGAUGAACGUGCUCCUCCCUCCGCCCUCCUCCAGACCUCCAGGGGGGGCCCCAAUACUCUGAGAGUGCGUGGUGCGUCUGACACCAUCCUGGCGCCAUGGCUCUGGUUCAGGCGCUCCCCGUGUCCGUCUCUGAGCACCCGGCGGCCCCUCUCCAGCCACAGCAGUCCCUCCAGGGCCCCUGCUCCGGCCUCUGCUCUGGCCCCUGCUCCGACCCCUCCAACACAGCCAUGGGUUCGGUCAGCAGCCUCAUCUCCGGGCGCACAUACCAGGAGAGACACUGCCGCGCUGCCAGCGAGUCGUCGUCCUCCAAGCUCCGGCGCUCGACCCCGGCAACCAACUGCUUCCGUCUCCCCGACAACGGCACCCUGCGCAGUGGGUCCUCCAUGGAACAGCUGCUGAUCAUCUCCAAUCACAACCAGCCUCAGGGACAGGUGCUGCCCCCUCCCCUGCCCACCAAGAAGCACCCGCGAUCAGGGAACUGCGCCGGGACGGGUGGGAGUAGCGGAGGACCCAUAGGAGCACCACCCGUAGCGGCACCCACGGGAGCUACAGGAGGGGUGUCCAAUGGGAAUUAUGCGUACAGUGAGGAGGCGGCAGUGGGAGAUUGGAAUGAUAACGUGGUUUUAGCGGUCACCAGUCCCUGCUCAGACUCGGAGGAGCAGAGGGACAACCGGGGUCUCAACGGCAACAUCGGAGGACCCCCACCCAGACUCAUCCCUGUGUCCGGACAGCUGGAGAAGAAUAUGGAGAAAGUGCUGAUCCGUCCAACAGCGUUCAAACCUGUGGUCCCUAAGAAUCGUCACUCCGUGCAGUACAUGGCCCCGAGGCAAGUGGGCACUAAGCUAUCUGAGAGCCAGGGCAGUCUGAACCUGCUGCUGCCCCUGGGGGGCUCCACGCACAUUAGCACCAAUGCUAACACAGCUAACACAACUAACACGGUUAACAGCACUUCCACCUCUGAAGACAAGUGUAAUGGCGUCCGUAACGCUCGUAACAGUCAGUCCUGCUCCAUGUCGGACUCUGGCAGGAACUCUCUGUCCUCUCUGCCCACCCACAGCAGCACGGGCUACAGCCUGGCCCCCAGCGAGGGUUCCGGCUCGGGCUCUGGGGGGCCCAUGGAGCAGGCGGGUCUGAGGAACACGUCAGGAGGCAGUGUGAGCCAUGGACACACAAACUCAGACAGUGGGCGCUCCUCCUCCAGUAAGAGCUCCGGAUCGGGGUCAGUGAGUGGGCGCGGGCAGCCCCUCUCAGACAGUGGCUCCUGUGGGCACUCCCCUCCUCCUGUGGAGGGCUACGAGGCCGUGGUCAGAGAGCUGGAGGACAAGCUGAGGGAGAGGGACCUGGAGCUCCAGCAGCUCCGGGAGAACCUGGACGAGAACGAGGCUGCGAUCUGUCAGGUGUAUGAAGAGAAGCAGCGUCGCUGUGAGCGAGAGAUGGAGGAGCUGAGGCAGAGCUGCGCCUCAAAGAUGAAGCAGACGUCUCAGAAAGCUCAGAGAGCCCAGCAGGUUCUGCAGCUGCAGGUGUUCCAGCUGCAGCAGGAGAAGAAGAAGCUCCAGGAGGACUUCUCCACUCUGCUCCAGGACAGAGAGACUCUAGAGAGACGCUGUGCCACAAUCCAGAGAGAGCAGACCCAAUUGGGCCCGCGCCUCGAGGAGACCAAGUGGGAGGUGUGUCAAAAGUCAGGCGAGAUCUCCCUCCUGAAGCAGCAGCUGAAGGAGAUCCAAUCGGAGUUGAGCCAGAAGGCGGGGGACAUUGUGACUCUGAAGGCCCAGCUGAGAGAGGCCCGUUCAGAGCUCCAGUCCAGCCAGGCCCGCACCCACGAGACCCAGGCCGCCCUCCGCACCCGUGCCCUGGAGCUGGAGGUGUGCGAGAACGAACUGCAGCGACGCAAGAGCGAAGCCGAGCUGCUCCGGGAGAAGGUGGGGCGUCUGGAGGAGGAGUCAAAACGAAAACGGGAAGCACUGGUCAAUCACAGCGCUCCAAACGGGAACGGCAAGGGCCAGAGCCAGAGGGUCAGAGGUGGACCCAGUCCCUCCGUGUACCGCGACGGAGAGGAAGGACACAUGGUGUGGGGAGGGGAGAGUGAUGAAGCCAAGGCGCACAGGCAGAGUGUGGAGGCUGUGCUGGGGCUGAGGCAGCAGGUGGAGAGGCUGAAGGCGGAGCUCAUGUACGAGAGACGCACCAGCGAGGAGCAGGUGUCUCGCUUUGAGGACGAGAGGAGGGUGUGGCAGGAAGAGAAAGAGAAGGUGAUCCGCUACCAGAAGCAGCUGCAGCAGAAUUACAUCCAGAUGUACAGGCGGAACAGGGACCUGGAGAGGGCCAUGAGGGAGCUGAGCCUGGAGCUGGAGAGCCGUGACCUGGACGAGUACGAGGUGCGCAGCGGCAGCAACGACAUCCACUAUGAGGAGAUCACUGCUACUGAGAUCUGACCUCACUACGGAAGCCCCCACAUGCCAAGAACUAUAGACCCAAGCCCGAGAACUGCACUAUCCCCACUACGGCUUUACCUGGACCACUGUAGAACUGUCCGGACACAAGUAUUUAACACAAAACCAGCACAAAGACUGUUUAUUUUCCCAGCUACAGUCGAAUCAGGGUAUCUGUUCUCAAAGCAAAAAAAUGAAGAGGAGUGCACAGGAACUGGUCUGACUUUAGGAGUAUUACGGAGUCACCAGCAUGUAUGUAACGACAACAUUAAACAACAUUACCACUUCUACAGCAGGCUAAUGGGCUAGCUACAUGUGCAUGGAUGUUUUCAGUAUCAUUUGUGAUAGAUUUUUGGGGAAUUUUCAUAAGGUAUAAAUUGUACAAAAAAAUUGACACUUGAAAAUGUGAGCACUUGGUAUUUUGGCUAAAAAUUAGAGACACACAUUAGCAUUCUACACUUGCAGUUGAAUAAAUAAUACUUUUUUGAUAAAUGCAGCAAUAUAUAGCCCACAAAUAUAGGCAACUUAUUUCAUUUAUUUUUCCUUUUUUUUCCUCAAAAACGAAAUAAAAUCUGAACAGACACAUAAAUCGUAUCCACUUGUAGCUAGAGAUACACCAUUAGUGACUUUUUUACACCCAAAUACCACCAUUUUGUCUUUCAAUACACAAUUUUGCACAAUAAGGGAACACCAAAACAGGAUUUGUAAAUUUCUAAAUCUUCAUUGUGUUUUCUCAAAUUUUCAAGAAUUUUCUGAGAAUUUGAAUUUGUUUUUGUGCAGGAAUUUACACAACAAUCUUCUCGCGUUUUUUCUGAAACAAAUCAUUUCUUUGACAUUUGCUUACAAGUGGAUUUCCUCUUAUUGUCCACCGCCACAAAGGAAACUUCACCAAUCAGCUUACAGCAACACAAUGCAUUCUUAGUACUACAUUUACAUAACAUUAGUGCAGCAUUAAAGAGGGGGUAUUAUGUAAAAUAGUCUUUUUUUUUAGCUUUCUACCAUGUUAUAAUGUUGUUCCCUCAUCAAAAACAUUCCUGAAGCGGUUUUAGACGUCAUCCAUGCAUGUUUGAGCAAUCUAGUGAUCGCUCCCGGGCCCUAUUCAAACCCUUCUAACAGUUAGCAGUACGAGUCUGUCCAAGCCUACAUCACCCAUGCUCCCACACAACAAUUCUCCAUAAAUAUAAAAAAGCAUGAUGCAAAACUGUACACAACAACUUUACAAACCUGAUGCGAUGUGCAGCAGUUUCAUUAGCACACUCAUUGUAAUGUGAUAGCGCUCUGAAGGGGGAGUGACUCAGACUCAUGAAAGACUUGUUAAUACGUUGUUGUUUUUUGGCGAAUAUAGGAUUUUCAAAACAAUCAAAGGUAACAUGGUGAUGGUGAUCUAAAUAUGUUAUGUGUUAGCAGAAGAAGUGUAAUACCUCCUCUUUAAGCUAUUUAGUUUGAGUUUCUGCUCUCCUCCUCCUCCUCCUCCCCCUCCUCUGCCUCCACCUGCCACCAUCUUCUUAGCCAUUCUAUUUUUAUAAAACUCUCAGAACUAAAAAUGUCUCUGGCGGUGACACAUUUCUGCGUAAAUCGUGGGCAUGCUUUUUUUCUGAAUUUCAAUGCACUCCUUGCUCCUCGUUCUCCUCCUCUUCUCCACCUUCCUACUCUUCUCCUCUUAAGCUUUUAGCAGUCUCCUGAAAUGUCUUCCUCUAAUCUGCUCCUACUGCUUUAAAAAGGUAGCAGGGUGGCACGCUUGCAUGUUUUUGUAACCGAACGAGUGGGCCGAUUUAAUGCACUGAUGGAUCUGGAAAACAGUUUAUUUUACUAAGAGUCUAUAUCAAGAAGGUAAAGGUAUUCUAUAUAAUGGAGGAAAUGUUGUAUAUUUUUCUAUAGCAGCUGAAGAUAUUUUGUUGUAGUACUGGUAACAGUGUGGGUCUACUCUGCAAGUAUAAAGAGUAUUAUAUCUAUCACAUACAUGUAACUCAAAUGAGUGGUCACUUAAAAUGGAGAGGGGGGUUGAUAAAUGUGCAGUCAGUGGUGGAAGGUAACAAAGUAAAAGUAGUAAAGUACUGUACUUAAGUGUACAUUUUAGGUGUCUGUACUUAAGUAAAUUUUACAGUGAAUAUUUUACUUCACUACAUUUGAGAGCAGUAUCUGUGCUUUCUACUCCACUGCAUUUUUGAACUGGACUGAAAAGUAAAAGUAUUUUUUUUAACACAUUCAUAAUUUGAGCAAACAAACAUUUACAAACAAAAAACAGCUAGAAAAAAACAUUGAUUUAAUUGGUUCUGCUGAUAAAAAAAAAAAAACAACUCCGCAAAUCUUUAUCAAAAUCACUACAGUUGAAGCCGUAUAGGACCUCAAAAUCUGUGCAAAAUACUUUUACUUUUUACUCUUAAUGUACAUUUUUAAACUGGUGCUUGAAUAUUUUUACUUUUCAUGUGAUACUUUUAUUUUAUUUUUUUGCUCCAGUAUCUGUACUUUUACUUAAGUAACAAAAUUGAGUACUUCUUCCACCACUGGAUCUGGUGUUAAAAUUAGAGCAGUGAAAAUUGAUUUUCAGCAGGUUGUGAAAGGGUGGAGGGGAGUCCUGAGCGCUUUUGGAAUAUAAUGAGAACUGGAUUAUCAGGACGAUAUACUGGUGAAGCUCUAUUAUGUCACAUUAGUUAUAAAUAAUAGGAAUUUUUUAAAAUGUGUAACAUAAGUAACAAUUUACAGUAAAGACACAACUGUAGCACUUCACUGGAUUUGGAGCAUUAGCUUUAUCAUUGGGAGAGAAAUGUAAGAAAAAAGGGAUUUUGACAUGGUAUUAAAUAUCAAAACAAAAAUAAGAAUGGUUCAAUUAACUACUCAAAAUUAGGGGCAAAUUUAGAAGCAACAUCACAAUUUUAUGAUUAUUCACAGUUACUGAAAUGGAAAACAUGGGGAAACUCCUCACUCACUUUCAUUCAUAAUUUCUGGAACACACUAAAGGAACACUACCAUUCCUUUAGUGUGUGACAGACCAAGCAAAAUUACUGUGACAUAAAUGGACAAAAAGUGCUUUUACGUUUACUAUCUUACGGUGUAGUAGUAGUAGUAGUAGCCAAUUUGAUUUAAAGAUUGAAUAAAAAAAACACUUCAUGCUCCUAAAAUCCUCACGUAUACAAUUUAGUUACAAUUAUGUUUAUAUUUGUAACCUGAAUAUUCAUGAUUACUGAAUUAUCUUUCCAUCCCUAUGUAUUUAUACUUAGAGUUGUGCAUCCUUACAUCUAUACUUUUAUAUAAAAUCACCAAGUUUUAAUCUAAAUCCUAGCAGUACCAAAAGCACAGUUACAACCAAUCAGACGAGUGUGUUGUUGUUCUGCAUAUUAAUAAGCAGGUAGGUGAAAGAUCUACUGCUGAUCUGUGCUAAAGCAAGUGAAAAGAAGGACAUUGCUUUGUGGGUAGUCUUAAAGGGGCCAUGUUACGCUAUUUUGUGAUCUGUGUUAUAAUGUUUCCUCAUCACAAACAGACACGGAGUUGUAUUUUGUUUCUUUCACACGUUAAACACACAAACCCUGCAUAUUUAGGCUGAGCUCUUCUCUCAAACUGGAAACUCUCUGUUCCACCUUGUGAUAUCAUGUGGUGAUACAGGAAAUGCUCCACUGUGUUUUUAAAGUUAAUAAGGCGAUUACUCAAACAUGUGUGAGUGAAACAAAACACAACACCAGGUAUGUUUUUGAUGAGGUUACAACAUGACUAAAAGCUCAAAAGAAUCAAUUUUGCGUAAUAUAGGACCUUUUUAAAGCUUGAUUUUAACACAAGAUCUGAAGGUUGUCAUGACGACACAUUCAAACAUCCUCUUUUUCUGUGACCACUCAUUUACCAUCAUACUACCACUUCUCACUGUUGUGCACGCCAUAUGUUUAGUAACUGCAUGAGGGACUUCUUCUCUGAGAGGUCAACAAAACGCUUCUAAAUAUGGAAAAAGUAUUAUUAAUAAUGAUCAUGGUGUUUGGUCAUGUGCAUGUGACGACCACUUUCUCUGUGGUUUGGGGAGAUUCAAAAUGUCUGCUCCAGAUGUUGAACUAAAGCCUUGGAAAGUUGACAUGAACGGAAAAAGAAUAAUAUCGUAGUAUCAGUUUGUACCUCAAAUUGACGUUGUUUUAAAAAGUGGAUUAGAAACACUGAUUUUGAACUCCAAAUUAAAGCUGCGCUAUGUAACUUUUCAUAUGAAGGAAUUACCACCUGCUUGUCUCAAUGUGGAUGUUUUUGCUUUGCCUGGAAUGUCCAAAUUUCAAACUCGAUAUCGAUACUAAGGAAUACACUCGAUGUUCAAUACCGAUUCUGAUACCACCAUGAUAAUAACAAUUGAAUGUGACUUUUUAGUAUUGAUACUUGUUCAAAUGAGUAUCUAUCAAACAUAUCGAAAAUCAGAUACUAAUCGAUACUAAAACUAGCAUCAAUACUAAAGCUAGCAUCAAUUAGUAUUUGAUUUCUGAUACUUUUGACUUUUGACAACACUAAUAGGGCAUUAUCUCGAUGAAGACAAGCAAGGUGACUCCACUAGGCCAAGUUACAGGUCGGAUCUGUGGAGAGGUGACCCCACUCUCAUUACAAAUGCAUGUUUUUCAAAGUGUUGUAAGCAAUAAAAUAACAUGUAACUGAAUAAUACCAUAGUGGGGAACAUUCCAAGCAAAACAAAUCAAGCAUAUGGAGGACCCCCAAACAGAAAAGUUACAUUGUGCGCUUUUAAUUCCUAAAACUUACUAAUGUGGACUAAUCAGUAAUAGUAACACCACAUAGCCCAGUUAUACACAAUACAGCACUGUCCCUUUAAGGCACAAACUGAGCUAAUUGCUAAUGCUAACCUCAAAUAGACUGUUACAGAUGCGACGCAGGACAUAUUUGAGUAUUAAUGAUCAGAUUUAACCCCUUAAACACUGUGCGUCUGAAGUAUACAUGUAAAUAUGUAAAACACUCAAAUAGUAUAUCAGAGCUGACAUUGUAUUUUAUUUAGACAAAGAUCUAUAUUUCAAAUGUAGCCACUGUGACUAGACCAAAGCAACGUUUCUUUCUGUUUUUUUUCUGUGGCAUUCUUCUGUUCUUCAUGAGUCUGUCCAUCAUCAUCUCUUCUGUAGUCCUCUGUAUAUUUUUAUGUGUAUAUUUCUUGUACAAAUAAUGACUGUGUUUUUAAUUAAAACAAGUUGUCACGGCAU